UGUGGUCCCGCGCCCCUUUCCCCGCACUCAGAGGUGGCUGAGGCUGCUGCGCCCCUGCUCCGCGCUGCCUGCAGCACCGUCACCGCCGGGGUUGUCCCAUCCUACCCUGUCAUCGCCUUCUGGUCCAGGUCGCAGUGGAGCGACAAGUGGCCAGUAAGGAGUGAGGAUGGGGGGUGGGGACAGGACGAGCAGGGGGACGGCAGAAGGCGAUCAGCGGGCUCAGGCGGUGCGCGGCUGAGUCUGAGCCAGGGUCCCCGAGUCCCCUGGGCCCGGCGGGGACAGUGACGAGCGCCCCCUGGCCGGAGCCACCUUUGGGGCGCACCUACCGCCCGCCGGCCCGCGCCAGUCCCCGAGCCACGGAGCACAGAGGGACCGCGCUCGGACCGCGGCCGCGCCACCAGUGAGGAAGCCCUGAACUGCAGAAGGAGGAGGAAGUGUGGGCAAGGGCAAAAGCGGAACCAGAGAAAGCAGCAGGGGUCCUGCUCUCCCUGGACUCAGCGUGCAAAUCUCAAAAGAAGUGGCUUCAUCACUGGAGCAACUGGGCUGAGAGUGUCUUUGGAGAGCCCUACAGAAGCACGAGGGAGCAGCCAUGUCACCAUUUCUUCGAAUUGGCUUAUCCAACUUUGACUGUGGGACCUGUCAGUCUUGUCAGGGCGAGGCUGUGAACCCCUACUGUGCUGUGCUUGUCAAAGAGUAUGUUGAAUCAGAAAACGGGCAGAUGUAUAUCCAGAAAAAGCCAACCAUGUACCCACCAUGGGACAGCACCUUUGACGCCCACAUCAUCAAGGGCAGAGUGAUGCAGAUCAUCGUGAGGGGCAAGAACGUGGACCUCAUUUCGGAGACCACAGUGGAGCUCUACUCGUUGGCCGAGAGAUGCCGGAAGAACAACGGAAGGACAGAAAUCUGGUUAGAGCUGAAACCUCAAGGCCGAAUGCUAAUGAAUGCAAGAUACUUUCUGGAAAUGAGUGACACCAAGGACAUGAGUGAAUUUGAGACUGAAGGCUUCUUUGCUUUACAUCACCGCCGAGGAGCCAUCAAACAGGCCAAAGUCCACCAUGUCAAGUGCCACGAGUUCACUGCCACCUUUUUUCCACAACCCACGUUUUGCUCUGUCUGCCAUGAGUUUGUCUGGGGUCUGAACAAACAGGGCUACCAGUGUCGACAAUGUAAUGCAGCAAUUCACAAGAAGUGUAUUGAUAAAGUGAUUGCCAAGUGCACAGGAUCAGCUAUCAACAGUCGAGAAACCAUGUUCCACAAGGAGAGAUUCAAGAUUGACAUGCCACACAGAUUCAAAGUCCACACCUACAAGAGCCCGACCUUCUGUGAGCACUGUGGAACCCUGCUGUGGGGGCUAGCAAGGCAAGGACUCAAGUGUGAUGCAUGUGGCAUGAAUGUCCAUCACCGAUGCCAAACAAAGGUUGCCAACCUCUGUGGUAUAAACCAGAAGCUAAUGGCUGAAGCAUUGGCAAUGAUUGAAAGCACCCAACAGGCUCGCUCCUUAAGAGAUUCAGAACACAUCUUCCGAGAAGGUCCAGUUGAAAUUGGUCCCCCAUGUUCCAUCAAAAACGAAGCCAGGCUGCCAAACUUACCAACACCUGGAAAAAGAGAGCCUCAGGGAAUCUCCUGGGAGUCCCCCUUGGAUGGGACAGAUAAAAUAUGCCAUCCCCCACAACCUGAAGUGAAUAUUGAAAGACCAUCACUGCAAAUGAAAUUAAAAAUCGAGGAUUUUGUCUUGCACAAAAUGUUGGGGAAAGGAAGCUUUGGCAAGGUCUUUCUAGCAGAGUUCAAGAAAAACAAUCAAUUCUUCGCAAUAAAAGCCUUAAAGAAGGAUGUGGUUUUGAUGGACGAUGAUGUUGAGUGUACGAUGGUCGAGAAGAGAGUCCUGUCCUUGGCCUGGGAGCAUCCGUUUCUAACACACAUGUUCUGUACAUUCCAGACCAAGGAAAACCUCUUCUUUGUGAUGGAGUAUCUCAAUGGCGGAGACUUAAUGUAUCACAUCCAAAGUUGCCACAAGUUUGAUCUUUCCAGAGCCACGUUUUAUGCUGCUGAAAUCAUCCUGGGUCUGCAGUUCCUUCACUCCAAAGGAAUUGUCUAUAGGGACCUGAAGCUAGAUAACAUCCUGUUGGACAAAGAUGGACAUAUCAAGAUAGCAGACUUUGGGAUGUGCAAGGAGAACAUGCUGGGAGAUGCAAAGACCAAUACUUUCUGCGGGACUCCUGACUACAUCGCCCCCGAGAUCUUGCUGGGUCAGAAAUACAACCAUUCUGUUGACUGGUGGUCCUUUGGUGUUCUUCUUUACGAGAUGCUCAUUGGUCAGUCACCUUUCCAUGGGCAAGAUGAAGAGGAGCUUUUCCACUCCAUCCGUAUGGACAAUCCUUUUUAUCCACGAUGGCUUGAGAAGGAGGCCAAGGACCUUUUAGUGAAGCUUUUUGUGAGAGAACCUGAAAAGAGGCUUGGAGUGAGGGGAGACAUCCGCCAGCAUCCUUUAUUUCGGGAGAUCAAUUGGGAAGAACUUGAGAAAAAGGAAAUCGACCCUCCAUUCAGGCCUAAAGUGAAAUCACCAUAUGACUAUAGCAAUUUUGACAAAGAAUUCCUAAGCGAGAAACCCCGGCUGUCAUUCGCUGACAGAGCACUGAUCAACAGCAUGGACCAAAAUAUGUUUAGGAACUUCUCUUUCAUUAACCCAGGGAUGGAGGGGUUCAUCUCCUGAGCCUCAGCUCUUCACAGACUGAAGGAAUUCACCUUCUUGUGGGAACCGGCUCAAGCAACACUUUUUGGGUCCUUUUUUUGAAGUUGGAAGAGAAAAGAAACACUCAACAGUAAAGACUGAAAACUGUUAGCAACUCAUGUGACUUUUUAUCUGUAGCAGAAACCAACUCUACUUCACUAACGACAACACCCUGUCUUAUCUCCUGGCAUUUUUCACAGACACCCUUAAAGUUAGGUCAUUAAUAACCCUAGUUAUGUACUUGAAAAAUGGAUGUCCAUACUGUGAAAGAUUUGAAACUUAAUACUGCUCUAAAUUAUGACUCUAUCCAUGGGUACCAACUGCUGAUCAAUGAAAUUCUUGGUGAAUCAAGGAGUGAAUGUAAACAACUUCUCAAGACUGAAACAGCCCAUUGCUUGGUGCAGCAUGGAUCCCACUCAGCCACAGACAAACAGCCACUAACCAUUUCAUUCUGCAUAUACCUGUGGAGGUAUAAAUGACUUGAGGGGAGCUGAAUAGGUUUUUAUGGGAUUUUCACAAUAAACAUAGCUUGUAACUUGAGAUUUACAAAUCUGAUCAUUGGUUAGCCAUGAAAUGUACAGGAAAAGAGGAAAAUAGCAAAUGGAGAGAGCUCAUGUCAAUGAUAGGGAAGGUUGGCUAGAACACCUAUGCAGGAUAUCUUGUCCACAUAGAAAUAUAAGUUUACAGUCCAAAAAAGAUAGUAAUCUUUCGUUCCUGCCAAUAAAACUCUGCUUUCUAUCUAUUCUCAGUUGAUUUCAAUGUCAGUGUAGUCAUUCAUUACCAUCCUCACAUCAUGACAAGAAAAAAAAA
Castor canadensis (American beaver) is the source of this 3538-nucleotide messenger RNA. It is a transcript of the gene Prkcq, whose product is annotated as protein kinase C theta. Gene Ontology annotation, molecular function: ATP binding; diacylglycerol-dependent serine/threonine kinase activity. NCBI's taxonomy places the organism in Eukaryota, Metazoa, Chordata, Mammalia, Rodentia, Castoridae. The record is from RefSeq and is a predicted model, not a curated record. Gene Ontology annotation, biological process: protein phosphorylation.